Dicentrarchus labrax (European seabass) is the source of this 1106-nucleotide messenger RNA. Its product is annotated as piggyBac transposable element-derived protein 3-like. The record is from RefSeq and is a predicted model, not a curated record. Lineage: Eukaryota; Metazoa; Chordata; Actinopteri; Moronidae. Bases 138 to 656 code for a protein of 172 amino acids. The transcript is spliced from 2 exons.
CUCAGCUCCAUAACGUUCCCUUCACAGCACCCAAGACCUUCAAGAAGACACCCAGAGGAGAUGCUGAGUAUCUGGUUGAGGUAGAGAAGCUGAUUGUAAGGUGGAAUGACAACAGCGUGGUCACUGUGGUGUCGAACAUGGAGAGGGAGUUCACCGAAACUGAGGCGAAGAGAUGGAACAAACAGAAGCGGACCAUGGACAAGGUCAGACAGCCCAAGUGUAUCCAGGACUACAACACACACAUGGGAGGAGUGGACCUGCAUGACCAGUUUGUCAGCCGCUACAGAGUCAACAUCCGGUCCAAGAAGUGGUGGUGGCCAUGCUUCAGCUGGGCCCUGAACAGUGCCAUGGUGAACAGCUGGUGCUAUUACAGGUCCUGGAAAAGCGGGCAGAAGGAUCUCCUCUCCUUCCAGAGGCUGGUAGCCCUGACCCUCCUUCUGCGCCAUGGAACAAAGCCAAGUAGGCAGGGCAGAAGGUCUUCAAUGGCGGUGGCGAUAACUGAUGCCACCAGGUUUGAUAGUUUGAACCACUGGCCCUGCAACACUGGUAGCAGGUACAAGCGAUGCAAGAACUGUGGCGGACGCACAUCAUUUGCGUGUGGAAAGUGUGAUGUGCCACUACAUGUGGAGUGCUUCAAGAAGUACCACACUGAGUAGAACAUGCAUGAAAGAUGAUGGAAUGUAUGGGAAGAAAUAUGUUAUAUAUAUAUAUAUAUAUAUGUUUUUAGAGGUUCUAAGAAAAAACUGUUUGUUGAGGUUUUGAGUAUAAAAAAAUUGAGAAUAAAGAAACCAGUUCAAAUUGUUUGUUGUUUUGAAUUUUAUACAGGGGGAACCUGAGGCUCCACCUUUUUGUUAUUAUUUAAUAUGACUUUAUUAUUAUUUUGUUAUUACUAUCUUAUUAUUAUUAUUUCUCUAUUAUUAUUAGGUGACAUUUGACCUAGUGACAAGCUGUGUGACUACUGGCAACAAUUGUUGCCAGUCAUAAAAAUGCUAUUUUCUUCAAAACAAAGUACAAAAUGGAAAAAAUAAAUACAUAAUAUGAUUCAGAGGGACUCAACUGAUAAAAUGAUAUGCCUUACAACUCUGAAAAAAAUCUGGGCACAAAUG